AUGGAUCUGGCAAAGAAGGUCCAGUACUUUACGCUUGAUGUGAUCAGCGCUGUUGGGCUGGGAAAGACGUUUGGCAUGCUAAGUAGCGACAACGAUGUUGAUGACUACCUGAAGUCGACUGAGGAGGGUCUAUCUGCUAUUGCCUGGGCCGUUGCGCUGGGUAUCAGCUGGAUGGCCCAGGCACCCAUCAUCGGCAAGUUCAUUGCCCCCUCGCCUACUGACAACAACGGCUUUGGUAAGAUGAUGGCUACUUGUUUCCGCUACGUUGAUGAGCGCACUGGAAGAGAUACAGAUGAGCGGUUAGACAUGUUGGCAUCCUACAUUAAACACGGAUUGAGUGGCGAUGAGCUGAGAUCAGAGGCGCUCGAACAAGUGAUCGCAGGCUCUGACACAACUGCGGCAGCCAUUCGCGGCACCUUCUUGCAGAUCAUGACAAACAAACGCGUCUACACGAAGCUCCAACAAGAAAUCGACGAGGCUGUGCGUAACGGCGUUGCACCUCAGGCAGGCGAGGGCCUCAUUGCUGUAGCACAGGCCAAGAGGCUUCCAUACCUGCAGGCCGUUAUCCGCGAGUCGCUAAGAGUUCGGCCUCCCGUUGUGAACUAUUUCUCACGAGAUACCCCGCCUGAAGGAGACACGGUCGAGGUCAAUGGCAAAAACGUAUUCUUACCCGGCGGUGUGUGCGUGGGGUAUUCGGCGUACGCGAUGCACCGCGACGAAAAGGUGUACGGCAAGGACGCCCAAGCAUUCCGGCCCGAGAGAUGGUUUGAUCCGGAUGUCGAGAACCUUGCCUCCAUGGUCCGGACUAACGAGCUUGGCUUUGGGUACGGCAGGUUCACAUGUCUGGGGAAACCGGUAGCUCAGAUGGAAAUUUCCAAAAUCAUAUUUGAGGUGCGUGACAGCUCUCCCCUUCUCAACAUGGUUCCCCCGGCAACGGAAUUUCGCUGA
This is a messenger RNA of Colletotrichum spaethianum, 948 nucleotides long. Its product is annotated as cytochrome P450 monooxygenase lolP1. Bases 1 to 948 code for a protein of 315 amino acids. Gene Ontology annotation, molecular function: monooxygenase activity; oxidoreductase activity, acting on paired donors, with incorporation or reduction of molecular oxygen; iron ion binding. The record is from RefSeq and is a predicted model, not a curated record. NCBI's taxonomy places the organism in Eukaryota, Fungi, Ascomycota, Sordariomycetes, Glomerellales, Glomerellaceae. The transcript has a single exon.